AUCUCCUGGAAGGAGAAAAACAAACAAGCAACUGAAGAAUGAGGAACCAUACAGAAAGAAUAGAGUUUAUCCUCCUGGGACUGUCAGAUGACCCACAAGUUCAGGUUGUGAUCUUUGUCUUUCUGCUCAUCACCUACACGCUCAGCAUCACUGGGAACCUGACCAUUAUCACCCUGACCCUGCUGGAUGCCCACCUCCAAACCCCCAUGUAUUUCUUCCUCAGAAAUUUCUCCAUCUUAGAAGUAUCAUUCACAACUGUCAGUAUACCCAAGUUCCUGGCCACCAUCAUUACAGGAGAUAAAACCAUCUCUUUUAAUGAUUGCAUUGCUCAGUUAUUUUUUUUCAUUCUCUUGGGAGUCACUGAGUUUUACCUUCUGGCUGCCAUGUCCUAUGACCGCUACAUUGCCAUCUGCAAACCCCUGCAUUACAUGACCAUCAUGAAUCACAGAGUCUGCACACUGCUUGUCUUCUCUUCCUGGCUAGUUUCAUUCUUAAUCAUAUUCCCUGCACUCAUGUUGCUCUUAAACCUUGAUUACUGUACGUCUAAUAUUAUUGACCAUUUUACCUGUGAUUAUUUUCCUUUGCUUCAACUGUCUUGUUCAGACACAAACUUCCUCGAAAUGAUGGGAUUUUCCUGUGCUGUGUUUACUCUAAUGUUCACUUUAGCAUUAAUAAUUCUGUCCUAUACAUACAUCAUCAGAACAAUUUUAAGAAUUCCUUCUACUAGUCAGAGGACAAAGGCCUUUUCCACAUGUUCUUCCCACAUGAUUGUCAUCUCCAUCUCUUAUGGCAGCUGCAUUUUUAUGUAUAUUAAACCCUCAGCACGGGAUAGGGUGUCUUUGAGCAAGGGAGUGGCUGUGCUAAACACCUCAGUAGCCCCCAUGCUGAACCCCUUCAUUUACAGCCUACGGAAUCAGCAAGUCAAGCAAGCCUUCCUGGAUAUGGCAAGAAAGACUAUUUUUCAGAAGGAGACUAAAUGAUGUACUAUAAUAAAUUAGAGAUGUUUUGCAGGGCAACUUUUAAGAGAUAUAUAAUCAAGAAUUCUAAUAACUUAUUCAAAUCACAAUGGCU
Molecule: messenger RNA, 1071 nt
Organism: Cervus elaphus (red deer)
Lineage: Eukaryota; Metazoa; Chordata; Mammalia; Artiodactyla; Cervidae
Product: olfactory receptor 6C1
Exons: 1
Coding region: 39-980 (313 amino acids)
Biological process (GO): G protein-coupled receptor signaling pathway
Cellular component (GO): membrane
Molecular function (GO): olfactory receptor activity; G protein-coupled receptor activity
Source: RefSeq, a predicted model, not a curated record